AUGGCCAUGCUCAGAGUGUCGUCUUACCGCAAGCUGUUUGAGGACGACAGCUGGAGUCGAAACGGAGGGUUGAGCAUGCGGUGUGCAGGGCAGUACCGGGCCUCUGUCAGGGCUGCUCCUGUUGACGAGUGCCAUUGUGGCAAGUUAGACUUUGCAGCUGCCAAGGCUCUGAACAAAGAAGGUCUGGAUCUGUUUGUCCAGGACCGCACAGUCAUUGCUGCCCUCAAUGACCGCCUGGUCAGGCUGAUUGAGCUGGCCCGUUGUUUUGAGGAGGAGAACGAGUCUCUGGAAUGUCAGAUCAUUGAGCUGGAGGAGAAGCUGAACAGUCGGCAGACCCCCUCCAGCAUCACCUCCACUGUGGCGGUGCCCGACCACAGCCUGGGUGCAGCGGUGGAAAGAGUGCGCAAGCAGAGGGAUGAGAUUCUGAGUGACACAGACGAGCUGCAGCAAGAGCUUCAGCUUCUGAGGAAAGACUACGAGAAGGCUUCACAGCAGAGGAUCCUCAUCCAGCAGAAACAAGAUGAUGUUGCUGAGGAAGUGGAUGCUGUGACAGCAGAGUGUUUGGCUCUGAGGGAGCAAGUGGCUAUCUAUGAGCAGCAGCUGGCCAACAUGAAGACCCAGCACAGGACGGCAGUGGAGGAUCUGCUGGAACCCAAUGCUGGGACCACGGGGGCAGCAGUGAUUAAAUUUGGCAGCCCUGACAUCGCUCCGGCCUUGGAUGUAAAAAAGUACUACUGCCAGCUGGCUGAGGCGCUCCAGUAUGAGUGUGGUGCAGCCUCCUCUGCUGUGGUCUGCGGUGGUGAUGGAAAGGAAGUGGAAGUGGAAGGAACUGCAGGGUCAACGGUCAAAGACUUGACAAAGAUAAAGGACGUUGGUGAGAUAAAGAUGCUGAUUUCAGAGCUACUGAAGGAGCUUGAUGAGCUUGAGAAGCAUAACGAGGAGCUGGAGGACGAGGUUGAAAUGAAGAAGGCUGCAUACAGGGAUGAGAUAGCUGAUUUGGAGGGUACUAUAGAUGAAAUGAGGCAGCAGAAGGACAACCUCCAAGAACAGAUGAAGGAGCAGUGUGAAGACUAUAAGUUCCUGCUCACUGAGAAGAUGGCCAGAGACAUGGAGAUUGCUGCCUACAGGAGUCUGGUGGAGGAAGAGGAGGAGAGACUGUGCAGCCUGUGACUUAAGCCUGAAGAGUCAGAUUGGCUGGCCUGAGUGUGGCUGUGCUCACCAAUACAGACAAAAGGGAAACACGUAAAAACAGACCCCAAUUCAGCACUUCGAUGAAGCUUAACGUAGCGAUGCAGCAAUUUGAGCAGAUGUAAACUUAGUAUGACAGAUUAAUGCUGUCUGGAGGCCUACAGUAAGCCGGGCCAUUGAUUACAGGUCUCUGGCAGAUGACCCUGAUACUCCAAGAAAGAUGGAGCUGUCUAAAACUUGUGGGAGGAUGGGAGCUGUGCAAUGAAUGUGUAUCCAUUCAGCGUCUGGAAGGGAUAGUUCCUUAAGUGGGGUUUUAUCUUUACCAGCUCUCUGAUAUGACUCAUAAAUGCUUUGUCCCCUCUUUGUUGAACAAGACUCACACGCAAUCACAGAUAAGGACACACAGACACACACACACACACACACACACACACACACACACACACACACACACACACACACACACACACACUGUGCGGCUCCGUAGAGUCAUUCCCGCCCUGAUAUCACCUUGUCCAUCACUCAGACUCCGUCUGGCUCUUAACCUGUGACCUCGUCACUGUUAACAAACAUACUGACGGCUCUUUGUUCAGUAACUAAAAGCAUCUCACCUUCCCUUUGCUUUCCCAGUCAUACAGUUGUGUUGGUUUUGAUGGUCAGGAGUGCAGUGUGCUGUGUUUGCUUUUCAAAUGGUUCAUGAAGUUGUUUUUCUGCAGCUCUUUCAAAAUGAGCACCUGGAUCUUUCCACAAGAAAAACUCUGUGUGAUUAAUCAUUUCUUCUUUCAAAAGCAGUGUCCCAAUUUGCCGUCAUUUCGGAAAUAAGCAUUCGGUAAUACAUUCCCCAGUAAUCUUUUCCUUAUUUUCUACACAAUGUUAAAGCUGUCUGUGAUAAAUCACUUUUGGUUGCUGCCUCUGCACAAGCAUCAAAAUGUACUUUAGAUUUAAAUUGAAUAAAACUAGUUGCUUUA
Messenger RNA from Archocentrus centrarchus (flier cichlid), 2156 nucleotides. It is a transcript of the gene vimr2, whose product is annotated as vimentin-related 2. Gene Ontology annotation, cellular component: intermediate filament; cytoplasm. The transcript has 10 exons. Bases 1 to 1170 code for a protein of 389 amino acids. Gene Ontology annotation, biological process: intermediate filament organization. The record is from RefSeq and is a predicted model, not a curated record. Gene Ontology annotation, molecular function: structural constituent of cytoskeleton. NCBI's taxonomy places the organism in Eukaryota, Metazoa, Chordata, Actinopteri, Cichliformes, Cichlidae.